CUUGAAUUUCAAGUGCUAGGGUUUUAGCAAGUUCAGUCUCAUUCAUUGACAGAUAAAUUAGGGGUGCGAAGAGUGCGUCAACCUUUUCAUCAGCAGUCAUCCAUUUCACCCCAACAAUCAACAUGGCAUCUGCCAAGCCAAAAGGUCAUGCAAAAAAAACUGCUGCUGCAGCAGAAGAUGAGGGCAUGGAUCCAACACAAUACUUUGAAAAUAGGCUUAGAGCUCUUGCAGCUCAAAAGGAAGCUGGCAGCAACCCAUAUCCUCACAAGUUUGAAGCUCAAUUGUCUAUUCCUGAAUAUGUAAAGAAAUAUGAAAAUUUAAGCAGUGGGGAACAUCUGGAAGAUGUUGAAGUGAGAAUAGCUGGUAGGAUUAUGAACAAACGAUCAUCAUCAUCAAAACUUUUCUUUUAUGAUUUGCACGGCGGAGGUGCUAAAGUUCAAGUUAUGACAGACGAAAGGACAUCAGAGUUGGAAGGGGAAGAGUUUACUAGGUUUCAUUCUUCUGUGAAACGUGGAGAUAUUGUAGGGAUCGUUGGGUUCCCAGGUAAAAGCAAAAGGGGCGAGCUUAGUAUCUUUCCGAAAACAUUUAUAGUGCUUUCCCACUGCCUCCACAUGAUGCCACGCCAAAAAGUUACUCCUGGUGGAGGCGCAGAGAACACCAAGACAACUGAUGUUUGGAUUCCUGGAACCGGGAGAAAUCCUGAGUCUUAUAUCUUGAAGGAUCAGGAAACACGGUAUAGGCAGCGCUAUUUGGAUUUGAUGCUGAACAUGGAGGUUCGAGAAAUAUUCAGAACGAGAUCAAAAAUUAUCUCAUACAUAAGGCAUUUUCUGGAUGAACGAGAUUUUCUGGAGGUUGAGACACCCAUGAUGAAUAUGAUAGCUGGGGGAGCUGCUGCACGGCCUUUUGUAACACAUCACAAUGACCUAAAUUUGAAACUUUUCAUGCGGAUUGCCCCAGAAUUAUAUCUGAAGGAACUUGUUGUUGGUGGCUUAGACCGUGUAUAUGAAAUUGGGAAGCAGUUCAGAAAUGAGGGGAUUGACCUUACUCACAAUCCUGAGUUUACUACUUGUGAGUUCUACAUGGCUUUUGCUGACUACAAUGACCUGAUGAGACUAACUGAAGAUAUGCUCAGUGGUAUGGUGAAGGAACUUACUGGUGGCUACAUAAUUAAAUAUCAUGCCAAUGGACUGGAUCAAGAUCCUAUUGAGAUCGACUUCACUCCUCCUUUCAGGAGGAUUGAUAUGAUAGAUGAAUUGGAGAAGAUAGCAAAAUUAAACAUACCUAAAGACCUUUCCAGUGAGGAAACCAAUAAAUACCUGGUCGAUGCAUGUGCAAAAUUUGAAAUUAAAUGCCCACCUCCUCAAACAACUACUAGAUUAUUAGACAAACUUGUUGGCCAUUUUCUUGAGGAGACUUGUGUAAACCCUGCUUUCAUCAUCAACCACCCUGAGAUUAUGAGUCCACUGGCAAAGUGGCAUAGGUCGAAACCAGGCUUAACUGAGAGAUUUGAGUUGUUCAUCAACAAGCAUGAAGUCUGUAAUGCGUACACGGAGUUAAAUGAUCCUGUCGUGCAACGCCAACGUUUUGCUGACCAACUCAAGGACCGACAAUCUGGUGAUGAUGAAGCAAUGGCUUUGGAUGAGACUUUCUGUACGGCACUUGAAUAUGGAUUGCCUCCAACUGGCGGUUGGGGUUUGGGGAUUGAUCGAUUUGCAAUGCUGUUAACCGACUCACAGAAUAUAAAGGAAGUUUUGCUUUUCCCCGCAAUGAAACCCCUGGAGGACCUGAACAAAGAAAGCAACAAGAAAACUCAGGAUGGACCUCUCGCUCAAGCAGAAUUUGAAAAGAAAGCAACGGUGUCGUAAAGAUUUCUCGUGCCAAUGAAGGAAAAUAACGAUUAUGAGUUUUGGGUUAAUUGAACUUCAUAAUACUACUUACUAUAUCGUUACCAGAUUUAUUUAAUUUAUAUUCGACUUUUGUCACUUAUUUGGCUUUGUUAUUUGUUAAGUUCAUAGUUCAUACUAUUGAAGUUUCAUGAAUUUUUAUUUUAUUUAAAUCAAACACCCUUCGUUAAA
Molecule: messenger RNA, 2075 nt
Organism: Salvia splendens (bonfire salvia)
Lineage: Eukaryota; Viridiplantae; Streptophyta; Magnoliopsida; Lamiales; Lamiaceae
Product: lysine--tRNA ligase
Exons: 17
Coding region: 123-1865 (580 amino acids)
Biological process (GO): lysyl-tRNA aminoacylation
Cellular component (GO): cytosol; cytoplasm
Molecular function (GO): tRNA binding; ATP binding; lysine-tRNA ligase activity
Source: RefSeq, a predicted model, not a curated record